This is a messenger RNA of Trichobilharzia regenti, 641 nucleotides long. The record is from the annotation of a GenBank genome assembly. NCBI's taxonomy places the organism in Eukaryota, Metazoa, Platyhelminthes, Trematoda, Strigeidida, Schistosomatidae.
CUGUUACAGUGUGAACUUCAAAUGUUACAAGCAUUGAACUUCGAAAUAAAUAUACCUUUACCGCAUCAUUUUUUGGAUAGAGGAAUUCUAGCGUGUGGUGAUUUAACAUUGGAUGGAAAAACCAAGGUUGAAUUGAUAUGUCGUUAUCUAUUUGAAUUAAUUCUAACUGAAUCCUCGACAGUCGGCAUAUCAGCUUUUGUAAAGUGUGCUGCUGGUCUUUACCUAUCUCGUGAACUUUUACGCUUGAAAUGCGAACGUGAUGUAAGCAGAGGGCAUGAAAAUCCACUUAAUGCGAAUGGCAACAACAUUUUACUUGAUCCAUCAAAGAAAUUGGAAACAUGGCCAGAAUCUAUUGGACAAAUUAUGGGACAAGAAAGUUUAGUCAAACUAUUGCCAAUGGUACUUAUUUAUAUUCAAAAAGUAAUCAAAUAUCUACCCAAUUCAGAUAUAGAAGAAGCAGAAUAUGUGGGUGCUUUUCAAAAAUACAGUAACCGAAAUUACGGUAAAAUUGCUCUUUCUGAUAUAAUACUGGAAGCUGAUUAUGAUCUGAUUGUACGUGAUAUUGAUGAAAAGUUGGCAAUCGAUUCUGAUCCUUUAUAGACUCCUAGUACUACUACCUGCCUGCCUGCCUACCUACAUAU